Messenger RNA from Dendronephthya gigantea, 2026 nucleotides. Its product is annotated as probable lysosomal cobalamin transporter. Gene Ontology annotation, cellular component: vacuolar membrane. NCBI's taxonomy places the organism in Eukaryota, Metazoa, Cnidaria, Anthozoa, Malacalcyonacea, Nephtheidae. The transcript has 15 exons. Gene Ontology annotation, biological process: protein localization to vacuole. Bases 95 to 1732 code for a protein of 545 amino acids. The record is from RefSeq and is a predicted model, not a curated record.
UUCACUUUGAAAAGAAAAUAAAGAAAACAUAAACAAAACAGCAUUCUCUAUUUUUGUUUAUUCUUGUAGUAAAACAUCUCUUCCGCCGCUAAUCAUGGGUAUACCUCAUCUAGUUCUGAUCCAUGGCUGGAUUCCUUUCGUUGUUGUCAUUUUCGUAAUCUUUGUGUUUUCAUGGAUCUAUGUACGUUACUAUCAAGAUCAUUUGGAGUCAGAGCUCUCAACCACCAUCACAUCAAUCAUUGCGUUAACCAUUACACUGGUGACAUCAGCUUUGGUACCUUUGGACAUUUUCCUGGUCUCCUACAUGAAAAAUACCGACGGAACAUUCAAGAGCUGGGCAGCUAAUUUAAGUGAGAGGAGUUUAUUUGAAGAUAACAUUAGUUAUACAUACUACGGUCUUUAUUCGGUUGUGAUAUUGUUCCUCUUCUUAAUCCUGCCAUUCAUGUAUUUCUACUUCGAAGAACAAGAUGAUGAUGUCACAUGCAAAAUGAGGAUGUGCGGAGCAAUGAAGUACACCUUGGUUUUUAUUCUGGCCGCAUCAAUAAUUCUUCUCAUUGGGAGUUUUGUUCCUCUAAAACAUCCGCCCAAGAACGUCACCGAAUGGGAUGAUAAACUGAACUACCUCAAGAACGAAAUAAAAACGUCUCAUGGAGAAACAGCAUUGACGUUUACCAUUGGACUUCUCACAUUUGUUGGUCUGCUUUCCAUCAUCUCGUACACAGCAUAUGGCAUGUCUGUUCUUCCUCUUGAGCUCAUAAAAGGCUACAGAAGCAUUAAGGAUGAGAGAUAUUCCUUGAACGCAAGACGUGAGAACCUCCAAUCACAGAUUAACUUGUUGACGGACAAAUACGUCGGUAAACGUCGGAUGUCGUCGCGCGAUCGCUCAAAAUUGACGAAGCUCGAAGACGAAGAGCGUUUGAUUGGUCGGAGACAAGGCAAACUGGCUGACGCUGAUGCCAAAUAUUGCAAAAACUGUUUUGUUUUAUUUCGACCGUUUCAAAUCGUUUUGGGAAUCUUUCUUUUCCUUUUGGCUUUGUUGAUAGUCGUAUCGCUUAUAAUCACCGGGAUCGACAAAGCACUGCAUUCUCUUGGCUAUAAAUAUGGCUAUUCGCUUCCUGAUCCGAAAUUCGUCAACCCAGUCAACAAAGUCAUGCUGUACGCACAACUGGUAUUUCCCGUGGACUAUUGUCUGUUUUUCGGAAUCGUUUUUUACUUUGUGUUCUGCACGAUGGUCGGAAUGAGAAAGACUGGAAUUCGCUUUUUCUGCCUCAAACUUUAUAAAAUACGUCCACGUAAAACUUUGCCCCAGGCUCUGCUCUUCUUCGUGUUUAUUCUGAUGUACGUGGUGUUAGCAAUCAACGUGAUACUCAUGUCGUUGGCACCUCAGUAUUUGAUGUAUGGUAAUCAAAAAUACCAGAUCAAGGUGUUUCCCAACACAACCAGAACAGGAAAUACCACGACACAUGGAAAUUUUACAACGAAAACGUACGAUUGUUCCACCAAAGUGUCAAACGAGCACUGCACAAUGAGUCGUAUCUCAGUUCUUCUCUCAAGAUUCUUUUAUAAAGUUUGGUUCUUUGGUGUUUGUGAUUUCUGGGGAACGUGGGUGUUUCUUCUGGCAUUUGCAGUUGGUUUGCUCGUAUCCUGUUGCAAAGGACGACGAUCUUACAUCGGAGAUAUGGACUCAAGUGAUGACGAGUCCAGUAACGAAUAUAGAUCCAUUGGUACCUGAUGUACACAAGAAUCCCUAGGAGUCUACUGUAAUUUAUCAACGGAUACCAAGAAUUAUCCUAUAGUCGUCGUUGUCGUCCCUUCCCAAACGCUGAAUCAUAUUUAAUUAUGGCAAAUUAAUUAAAUAGGACUUUUAAAAAGCAUCCAAAUCAAAGUCAUACUAGUUUAAAUCACCCGUUAAACGGACGUUUCUUUUGCUAUUUUUGACUGAAAAAUCAAAUGUCUUUGGCAACAUUUUGUUUGUAAAUAAUUAUGUACACAUUGUUUUGACUGAGAAAUAAACUUGAAAACCGUG